AUGGAUCAAAUGAUGAACGAUGGCGACCGAUUUCCUCUGGAGACCUGGUUCUGGGAAAUGCCCAUCUGCACGAGGUGGUGGACGACGGCGACAGUACUCACUAGCGGCUUGGUUCAGUGCCAACUCGUCACACCGUUCCAGCUAUUCUACAGCUACCGGUCAGUCUUCGAGAAGGCCCAGUACUGGCGACUCCUGACGACCUUCCUCUACUUCGGCCCCUUCUCCCUGGACCUCCUCUUCCACGUCUACUUCCUCCAGCGCUAUUCCCGGCUGCUCGAAGAGUCGUCGGGCCGGUCGCCGGCGCACUUCUCCUGGCUGCUCAUGUACGCCAUGGCGAGCCUGAUCAUGCUCUCGCCGCUCGUGUCGAUGCCCUUCCUGGGCCACCCGCUGUCCUCGACGCUCGUCUACAUCUGGUCGCGGCGCAACCCGGACACGCGCCUCAGCUUCCUGGGCCUCAUCGUCUUCACGGCACCCUACCUCCCCUGGGUGCUGAUGGGCUUCAGCCUGAUCCUGCACGGCACCGUGCCCAAGGACGAGAUCAUGGGCGUCCUCAUCGGCCACGUCUGGUACUUCUUCACCGACGUCUAUCCGCCCCUGCACAACGGCUCCAGGCCCCUCGACCCCCCGGCCUGGUGGCGCCGCCUGUUCGAGCGCCGCCAGCAGAGGGAGGUGACGGCCGACGGGAUAAAUAACGAGAUCGCCGUCGCCGGCGCUGGGGUCGCGCCCCCGGAGGUGAGGUGA
Messenger RNA from Phialemonium atrogriseum, 741 nucleotides. Its product is annotated as Der1-like family protein. Gene Ontology annotation, molecular function: misfolded protein binding; ubiquitin-specific protease binding. Gene Ontology annotation, cellular component: endoplasmic reticulum membrane; Hrd1p ubiquitin ligase ERAD-L complex. The record is from RefSeq and is a predicted model, not a curated record. Bases 1 to 741 code for a protein of 246 amino acids. Gene Ontology annotation, biological process: endoplasmic reticulum unfolded protein response. Lineage: Eukaryota; Fungi; Ascomycota; Sordariomycetes; Cephalothecales; Cephalothecaceae. The transcript has 2 exons.